Molecule: messenger RNA, 2419 nt
Organism: Cydia fagiglandana
Lineage: Eukaryota; Metazoa; Arthropoda; Insecta; Lepidoptera; Tortricidae
Product: probable G-protein coupled receptor Mth-like 14
Exons: 12
Coding region: 31-2385 (784 amino acids)
Biological process (GO): G protein-coupled receptor signaling pathway; cell surface receptor signaling pathway
Cellular component (GO): membrane
Molecular function (GO): G protein-coupled receptor activity
Source: RefSeq, a predicted model, not a curated record
AUCUAGUCUUCGGACAAGUGCAACGCGUUGAUGUCGCGGCGUUAUCGGGAAAGCGCGCGAAAAGCGGCCCUCGCCUCAGUAGCCUCGCGCCCUCCGGACGAGAUGGUCGUCGCGCGCGCGCUCGGCCUCGCCGCGAUCCUCGCGCUCGCGUGCGCCCACCUACCCUCGCACGACAACAUACUGCGAAUACAACUAUGGGACGCCGAGGGAUUGACUAGGGAGCCCGUCACCGCUGCGCCGGCAAGAAAAAAGUUGAAAGUCAACUUGGAUUCGCUCUACAAAGCCAUGCUUGAGGAAGACGGCGGUGAAGUUGGGAGAUUCACCAGACAUAAAGUGCGGCAUAAGCGUCGACGGCCGCGCGAACUCCAGGAAAAUAAAGUCCCGUGGCGAUUUCAUGAAGGGAACACUUCGUUAAACGUUAUUGAGUAUGAGGGCGAUGAGCCUCCAGACUUGUGGUCUCUGGACAGUGCAGUGAGUGAGAGUGCUUACGUGAAUGAACGUCCCGAGCCAGAUCCACCGAAGGCUUACCGGCAGGAACAGGACCAAGACGAAGAAAUCAAAAAACAGCUGCCAGUCGUGCCAAAAUGCUGCGACAGCGGUCAGAACCUCACGUUCACAAUGCAGGAUGGGGCGGCGCGGUCAGUCUGCGCGCGGAGCAGCCUGACCUUCCAGCCUGUCUUUCACAAGGCCAACGAGUCUCACAUCUGGAGCUAUGACAGCAACGUGUUUGAGACCAUCGUGGGAAACCCCUGCGCCUACGACAGAUACAAACUGGAACCAGAUAAAAUCAGCGAAGACGAGUUCUACCUUCUCGUCAACGGUUCCCUCUUCGUCCCAUUCAGCAAGCCACCCUUACUCAGCACCAAAGACUUCUGCAUGGAGACCUUUUACAAUGAGUCUAAUCCCGCGGGGGUCACGUUACCUUUGGUGUGUUUCUCUCAGCCUGUGGAAACGGCGAAGACUUCUACUACACUCAUACUUUAUGCAGUGGGUUUACUAAUCUCCGUGCCAUUUCUGCUGGCAACGGCGUGCGUGUACACAUUCAUCACAGAGCUGCGAGACACGCAUGGCAAGGCUCUGGCAUGCCAUUCUACAUGUCUGGCAAUAGCCUUCUCCUGUCUGGCGGCUACGCAACUGGCGGGCCAUGCAUUUCCUGCCUUAGCCUGUACUAUCAUGGCGUACCUCAUCCAGUUUUCGUUCGUCUCCUGUUUUUUCUGGUUGAACGUUAUGAGCUUCGAUAUUUUUCUAAAUGUUAGGCGAUACCUAAACUCCUCUUUAAGCAGAAGAAGCAUGCGUCGCCGCUUCGCGUGGUACUGCGCGUACGCGGUGGUGCUACCAGUGAUCUUAUUGGUGGUCACCAUCAGUAUGGAGCUGUCGCCGGCCGUGCCCAGCACUUAUCUCAAGCCUAACUUCGGGGUUAAGGGCUGCUGGUUCAAAACGGACCAAGCAGCCCUACCCUACUUCUACGGGCCCGUGGCGGCCAUCUUGCUCAGCAACCUCGUCAUCUUCGUGUGCACGUCGCGCGCGUUCGCCAAACACUAUGACAAACUGAAGGAUAUUACGCCACUAGACUUGGCCCAUUCGGACUUCAGUACGACGGACGACUGGGUGCGCCUGGGCACGGUGUUAGGGCAGCCACUGGCUGUUUCAGAGCGCUCGCCCACGAGAGAUAGCGGCGGGUUCACGCAGCGGUUAAAAAAGUAUAGAAAAAUCUUCCGUACGAGCUGCUUGCUCUCCGUCAUCAUGGGUCUCUCCUGGGUGCUGGAGGUGGUGUCCUGGUGGGCGGGCGCAGGGUCCAGCUCCGUCUCCGUGUGGUCGGUGUUCGACAUCAUCAACGCUCUCCAGGGCGUCGUCAUUUUUGCCAUGUUCGUGCUGCAGCAGCCUGUGCGCUCCUACGUGAAGCACACCGACAUCAUCAAUGCUCUCCAGGGCGUCGUCAUUUUUGCCAUGUUCGUGCUGCAGCAGCCUGUGCGCUCCUACGUGAAGCACACCGACAUCAUCAACGCUCUCCAGGGCGUCGUCAUAUUUGCCAUGUUCGCGCUGCAACAGCCUAUACGCUCCUACGUAAAGGUAGACCUUUCCCAACCUAGGUUUAGGUUGGCGUUAGAUCUCUCCGUCAUCAUGGGUCUCUCCUGGGUGCUGGAGGUGGUGUCCUGGUGGGCGGGCGCAGGGUCCAGCUCCGUCUCCGUGUGGUCGGUGUUCGACAUCAUCAACGCUCUCCAGGGCGUCGUCAUUUUUGCCAUGUUCGUGCUGCAGCAGCCCGUACGCUCCUACGUGAAGCUAUCAAAGUUCUGCCAGUUCUGCCGACGAAGAAGGGACGGUUCAGAAGUGUCUGUGGUCAGUGCAAAGUGCAGCGUUGGCUCCGGCAGGAGAGACUUCGUGUAAAAUGUGUAUCUACUAGUUUAAGAACUGGAAUGGU